Molecule: messenger RNA, 3908 nt
Organism: Callorhinchus milii (elephant shark)
Lineage: Eukaryota; Metazoa; Chordata; Chondrichthyes; Chimaeriformes; Callorhinchidae
Product: tensin-3-like
Exons: 18
Coding region: 1-3792 (1263 amino acids)
Biological process (GO): peptidyl-tyrosine dephosphorylation
Molecular function (GO): protein tyrosine phosphatase activity; protein binding
Source: RefSeq, a predicted model, not a curated record
AUGACUCCCCUUCUGUUGGUCUUCUCCAGUGGUGUCCAGGGGACAAGUUGCAAAAGGUUGUGCGUUACGAUCGAACCGGCCUUGCUGUUGAAAGGAGACAUCAUGGUGAAAUGUUACCACAAGCGUUACAAACACCCGGACCGGGACGUGGUCUUCAGGACGCAGUUCCACACCUGUGCCAUCCACGGCACGCAGCUGUGGUUCGGAAAGGAUGAGCUGGACGAGGCCUUCAGAGACGACAGGUUUCCGCGAGACGCCGCCGUGGAAUUUGUUUUCUCAUCCGGACCGGAGAAGAUAAAAGGCCGAGAGCACCUGAGGAAUGACGUGGGGGUCACCGUGGACUACAACACCUCGGACCCGACCGUCCGGUGGGAUUCCUACGAGAACUUCAACUUCAACCACGAGGACAACACAGAAGAUGUGUUGUACACGCGAGGCCCGUUAGACGGAAGUCUCUACGCCAAGGUCAAGAAGAGAAGCCCGAGUAACGUCACGGCCAACGGGAGCCCCCCCAGCGGGAAUGGCGUCCACAGCGGGCACGCCCUGUCCGUCAGCACCGACUCCGGACAUUCCACCGCUUCGGCGAAGACGGAAGAACCCGGGGUCAACCCCAAGCCCCCUCCUUCUCGGUUGGAGAGGGAGCAGCUGGACAGGCUGCUGACGGGCUUCGGGGUGGGCCCCGGAAAAGGCCCCGGGCAGAACCGGGCCCACCCUCAACCCCAUGCCCACGCCCGGCCCGUGCCCAACGAGCGGGAGACGGACAUCCUGGACGACGAGGAGAUCUGCCAGAUGGAUCGCUUUGCCACCCUGCCCAGGAACGUCCACCACCUGGGCCACUUCUGCGGCCACAAGGGCGGGCGCCAGUCCCCCAGGUACGGGCACAGCCCCGAGGGCCAGCGAAGCGACGUGUACUACAGGCCGGACGUGACCUUGGAGAGGAGGAGGUUCGCGUACGAGGGCGGCGUGUCGCACGUCAACGACUUGGGGCAGGAAAGCAGGUCCCACGACCCCUAUGAUCACGUGAAAAGCGCGGAUUCCCCUCACUACCAGCCCCCGGGCCCGGACAGGACCAACUAUCAGCGCCAACGCAGCGAGGUACUUCAUGGGUACCCGGCAGGGUUCGUCUGCGCCGAGAGGAUGCCUCAAGGCCUCAUCCAGAGAGCGAGGCAUCGCGACGAGGUCCACAGAGACCACGAGGCCAAGGCCGGUCGCUACAGGCUGAUGGAUUACCAUCCGGGGCAGGGCUUUCUGGACGGACACCACCUCCAGUUCCUGGAGCAGAGCUUCCCACCGGAGAUGGCGUCCCACCUGUGCCCGUGCCAGGCUUGCGCGUCCCAGCUCCCCCGGGAGGAGAUGGAGCGGGCAUUGGGGGGACUUAAGCUGGAUCACGAGCCCUUGCCCAUGUACCAACACCCGGUCUCGCCGGGCUCCGAGAUAUGGCAGAUGAAGCCCCAUUUGGUCGCCAACCCGGCCCGCAGCAGCCAGCCUCCUCAGGCCCUGCCUCUGCUGAUACCCCCCCAUUCCUACUGCCACUACCCCCGAGGUCAAGGCUACCCCCCGCUCGCUUACGGCCCCCUCCACAGGGAAAUGCCAACGCCAGCGCAGAUGCCACAUGUCUACGCCUCUCAGCUGAGGCCAUCAUCUCCUGGGCAGUUCCAGCCACGGAUGGAUGAGUCUCCAGAGCCUCUCGUGCCUUACUUGAGGUACCCCGAACUGGAUUACCAACCACACGGUUACCACCCUUACAGCUAUUACCAGCAGCCGCUCUGUGCCAACAGGAACUGCGAUAGGUGCCCUGGCACCUCGUUCACGUCUCCCUCGGACUUGAGUCCCACCCCCAGGGGCUCCCAGAGCCCUCUGUCCGGCUCAACCUCCCCGGUGGGAUUGGGCCAGUCCCAGAUUCUGUCGAGGGCUUUAAGCGAGAGAACGGUCAGGAGAGAGGAGGAAGCCCCCGAUUCGCAGCAGUCGCCUGCUGCUCAUCACUGCGCUGACUCCUCACCUUGGGGGGAUGACCCUUCCACGCUCCCGGCUCCCGGGCAACCUCAGGGCACCGAGUCCUUGAGAAGGUACCAUCGAGAGGCUGGAGUCACCUGCAACAGCCUCCCCCGACCCGCUGAGCCGUUGCCCCCGAUCCACACCAGCAGCCCGGUGUAUCCCAGCUGCAACAACGACAACAACGCCGCCGCCACCACCAACUUGCGCCCCCUCGUGCAAGGCAGCGUCCCAUUAACAAUCCUCGCUUUCGUGCUGGUAGCAGAGAGUGGGUGUGGACCUCAAACCCCCGAGCCUUCGUGGACCUCCCCAGCAGAAGGCAACAUCCAGCUGCCCGCUCGGCCCAGGUUGCAAUCGGGCGAGGUCCCCGGCAGAUGCCCCGCGAUCGAGGGCCCGACCGACGCGUCGCCAGGGGGCCGCGAGCUGAACGGCCGGCAGGAGGGCGCGGGUCAGGCUGGUGCUGGGUUGGUGCUCGGCGCCCAGUGCGGCCUGAACCACGGCAACAGGGUGAACUUCUCCGCCGGUUCCCCGGGUCGGUGCAGCCCUGGCUUCGGCGAGCGUCCGAUGGAGGCCUUCUCGGAGACGCUGGCGCGACACCGCUCGGGCAGCGCCUCCAUCUCCCCCUGCCCCGUGGCCUCGGGGAGCCAACCCCCCUCGCCCGACCUGUCGGCCUCCCAGGGCAGCCCGGACUCCCAGACGCCUCCCACGCCGGCUUUCCCCGUGUCCUCGCCACACUACGCCUCCCGGGACGAGGCGUUCGUCUACCAGCAACAGCCGCCGCUGCCGGAAAAGCGCAGGAUGUCGGCCAGUCACACCCUGCCCAACGGGAGGUCUUUUUCCCCGACGCAGAAGGCCGAGGCCAACCCACAUCAUGUCACCUUCUCCCCCAGCACCUUGGACAUCGCUGGGCUCUCGUCAACAGAUGAGCAGCUGGAGACCCAGUUGAGCGCCAAGUUCGUGCAGGACACCUCGAAGUUUUGGUACAAACCGAACAUCUCCAGAGACCAAGCUAUUUCGCUGCUAAAGAACCAGCUGCCAGGGUCAUUUCUUAUCCGAGACAGUAACUCGUUCCAGGGAGCGUACGGUCUCGCCCUCAAAGUCUCCUCACCUCCCGCGAACCUCACCUCCCAGAGCGGCAAAGGUGACCCCAGCGAGCUGCUCGUCAGGCAUUUCCUCAUCGAGAUGGGGCCCAAAGGCGUGAAGAUCAAAGGUUGCCAGAACGAACCCUACUUCGGAAGUUUGUCGGCCUUGGUGUACCAACACUCCAUCACUCCCAUCUCCUUGCCCCACAAGCUGAAAAUUCCAGACCAAGAUCCGACCGAUGAGGCCCACAAGUCCAUUGCACCGGGCAACACAAGCACUGCCGUGGAGUUGCUCAAGCGGGGAGCAGCGUGUAACGUGCUGUACGUCAACUCGGUGGAGACGGAGUCUCUGACUGGGCCGCAAGCCAUCGCCAAAGCCACCGUGCAGACCUUUGCCUCGAUCCCUCUCUCCACGGCCAUCGUGGUGCACUUCAAAGUCUCUCUCCAGGGCAUCACCCUGACAGACAGUCAAAGAAAGAUAUUUUUCAGGCGUCACUACCCAGUGAGCACAGUCACUUUCUGCAGUUUGGACCCACAGGACAGAAGAUGGACUAAUCCAGAUAGCACCACAUCCAAAAUGUUUGGCUUUGUCGCCAAGAAGCAAGGGAGCACACUGGACAACGUCUGCCACCUCUUUGCCGAACUGGACCCCGAGCAGCCCGCCUCGGCCAUCGUCAACUUCAUCACCAAGGUCAUGCUGGGACCCCAAAAGAGAUGAGACCGCCCCCCCAAAAAAAGAAAAAAAAAAGAGGAGCCGUUAUUGUUUCGAAAGCGAGUCGAGAGGCUGGAGAGACAGAGAGAGAGAGAGAGAGAGAGACGGAGAGAGGGACAGAG